AUGAAUGCUCUGUCAAUGAAGAUCAGGAUCAAGCUCGAAGACGAAGGAUUUGGCUCUGACAAGAUGACCUCAAGGCAACUGUUAGCUCUGAUUCAAACAACGGUCCUAAGAGUUUCUCAAAGUGAUAUGUUCAACAUCAUAUCGGACUUCACCAGAAGCAAUCGAGAAUCCUUCGCUUCGCUUGACGCAUAUGCGAUGAGCCGUAUACACAACUGGACCAUCAUCAAGGCAAACUACCCUGAUACCCCUGGAAUAUGGUUUAUAGUCAGCGCCCUCUCCGGUCUGAAAGAGUCAAACGAGACAUGGUAUGAGAACUGGACUGCUUGCCUGCGGUGGGGAGGAGAGAUCGAUAAAGACAAGCUAGUCAAGUUCCUGAUAGCUCAGCCAAACGCAGAAGCUCGAUCUCAACGCAACAUGGGGAGCCUCGGUUAG
Messenger RNA from Trichoderma gamsii, 432 nucleotides. RefSeq lists its product as hypothetical. The transcript has a single exon. Lineage: Eukaryota; Fungi; Ascomycota; Sordariomycetes; Hypocreales; Hypocreaceae. The coding region runs from base 1 to 432 and encodes 143 amino acids. The record is from RefSeq and is a predicted model, not a curated record.